Molecule: messenger RNA, 991 nt
Organism: Drosophila erecta
Lineage: Eukaryota; Metazoa; Arthropoda; Insecta; Diptera; Drosophilidae
Gene: Sptr
Product: sepiapterin reductase
Exons: 1
Coding region: 133-918 (261 amino acids)
Biological process (GO): tetrahydrobiopterin biosynthetic process
Molecular function (GO): sepiapterin reductase (NADP+) activity
Source: RefSeq, a predicted model, not a curated record
GCUUUAGACAGCUGUGAAAAAGCUGUCGAAUCAGGUAAAAGCCAAAGCGAGUUAAAGAAAAAAGACAGCCAACUGUUGCCGCCAGAGCGUGUGGAAAUUAGAAAGUAAUUGAGUCUGGUUUUUGGCGUAAUCAUGGACCUGAAUCAACGCACAUAUCUCCUGGUGACCGGGGCUUCCCGUGGAAUUGGCCGGGAAUUUGCCCAGCAACUGGCCAAGCGGAUUAAAGCCGAGGGAUCCAUUGUGACGCUACUGGGGCGCAACCAGGCCCUCUUGGAUGAGACCAAGGCGGCGAUUAUGGCCACAGUGCCAAGUCUUUCCGUGCACACCUACUCGCUGGAGCUGGAAACGGCCAAAACGGAGGACUUCAACAAGAUUAUAGAGGCUUCUGGCGGAAAGAACAGUUUUGAGCGUGCCAUAGUCAUCCAUAAUGCCGGCACAGUGGGUGAUACGUCCAAGAGGGCCAAGGAAAUCGGGAAUACGGACUUCCUGCAGAGUUACUACCACUCAAAUGUCUUCUCCGCCAUUUCGCUGAAUUGCGAAUUCAUGCGCGUCUUCCAGGGAAUCCCAAAGUUGGUGGUUAAUCUCAGCACCUUGGCAGCCAUUGCUCCCAUAUCCUCGAUGGCUCACUACUGCACGGUGAAAGCAGCCCGUGAGAUGUACUUCCGGGUGCUGGCCACCGAGGAGUCCUCCGAGGACACCCUGGUGCUCAACUACGCGCCCGGCGUCAUAGACACCCAGAUGACCGUUCAGGUCCAGCGAGAGGCUCAUGAUCCCGCCGUGGUCGCCAUGUUCCGUGAGCAAAGGGAGUCUAAAACCAUGCUAACUCCCGCCCAGACGACGGAGCGGUUCAUCAAGGUCCUGGAGGCAUUCAAAUUCAAAUCCGGCGAUCACGUCGACUACCGGGAUGAGAAGUUCUAGCUUGUUAAUCAGUAUGUUAUUUGUGGUAAUGGGGAUUUUGUAUUAAAACAUUAAAAUUAUAAACCAAUCUGAA